Molecule: messenger RNA, 1734 nt
Organism: Emys orbicularis (European pond turtle)
Lineage: Eukaryota; Metazoa; Chordata; Testudines; Emydidae
Gene: SYN2
Product: synapsin II
Exons: 13
Coding region: 1-1734 (577 amino acids)
Biological process (GO): neurotransmitter secretion
Cellular component (GO): synaptic vesicle; synaptic vesicle membrane
Molecular function (GO): ATP binding
Source: RefSeq, a predicted model, not a curated record
AUGAUGAACUUUCUGCGGCGCAGGCUCUCGGACAGCAGCUUCAUCGCCAACCUGCCCAAUGGCUACAUGACCGAUCUGCAGCGGCCGGAGCCCCAGCAGCCGCCGCCGCCGCCUCCCUCUGCCUCCUCUGCGGCUCCUGCCGCCGCCUCCCCGGCCUCGGAGCGCAGGCAGCAGCCGCAGUCGGCACCACCCCAGCAGCAGCCGCAGCAGUCAGCGGGCAGCAGCUUCUUCAGCUCCCUCUCUAAUGCCGUGAAGCAGACGGCAGCCUCGGCCGGCUUGGUGGACGCGACAUCCGCCGCUUCCUCAGCUGCAGCCAAAAAGUUCAAGCUGCUGCUGGUCAUUGAUGAGCCGCAUACGGACUGGGUCAAGUGCUUUCGUGGGAAAAAGGUCCAUGGGGAAUAUGACAUCAAAGUUGAACAGGCACAAUUUUCAGAGAUCAACUUGAUAGCCCAUGCUGAUGGCAGUUAUGCUGUAGACAUCCAAGCAUUCCGUAAUGGCACCAAAAUUGUCAGGUCAUUCAGACCUGAUUUUGUUCUUGUUCGACAACAUUCGUUCAGUAUGGCUGAGAACGAAGACUUCCGUAACUUAAUCAUUGGAAUGCAUUAUGCUGGUAUUCCCAGUGUCAACUCCCUAGAGUCAAUCUAUAAUUUUUGCGACAAACCUUGGGUGUUUGCCCAGCUGGUAUCCAUCUCCAAAACUCUGGGUGUGGAGAAGUUCCCUCUAAUUGAACAAACAUUCUACCCAAAUCACAAGGAAAUGUUAACACUGCCAAUGUUUCCAGUUGUCGUGAAGAUUGGACAUGCUCAUUCAGGCAUGGGAAAGGUUAAGGUAGACAACCACUACGAUUUUCAGGACAUAGCCAGUGUGGUAGCACUUACCCAAACCUACGCCACCACUGAACCCUUCAUAGACUCCAAAUACGACAUCAGGAUCCAAAAGAUAGGCACUAACUACAAAGCAUACAUGAGGACUUCCAUAUCUGGAAACUGGAAGACAAACACUGGCUCUGCAAUGUUGGAGCAAAUCGCUAUGUCAGAUAGGUACAAGCUCUGGGUUGACACCUGUUCUGAAAUGUUUGGGGGUUUGGAUAUCUGUGCUGUCAAAGCUGUACAUGGCAAGGAUGGAAAGGAUUAUAUUUUUGAGGUUAUGGACUGUGCAAUGCCUUUGAUUGGUGAACAUCAGGUUGAAGACAGGCAAUUUAUAACUGAUCUUGUUGUAAGCAAAAUGAACCAAAUGUUGUCCAAAACACCUAUACCAUCUCCUCAGAGACCAACUGCCACUCAACAGCCUCAGAGUGGAUCACUUAAGGAACCAGAGCCAAACAAAAUCCCACCUCAGCGACCACCACCUCAAGGGGGCCCAGUACAACCCCAAGGAACGCAAUCACAAAGCCAGGAGCCAUUGCAACCGCAGCGCAUGUUCCCCCCGGGGCAGUCAGCAAAGCCCUCAACUUCCCAGCCACAGCGUCCACCUGGCCCUACAACUCAACAACCACAUGCCCAGGGUCAAGGUAUUUCCAGCGCCGGGUUAUCAAUGGAAGUGGAGCCAGAGCCACAACCUGCUCCACAGCAGAAACCUCAGUCUCAUCCACAGCUUAACAAAUCACAGUCUUUGACAAAUGCCUUCAGUUUCACAGAAUCAUCCUUCUUUCGAUCAUCCGUGAACGAGGAUGAAGCAAAAGCUGAAACCAUCCGAAACUUGAGGAAGUCCUUUGCCAGCCUUUUUUCUGAUUAG